GUCGGCUCUCAAUGGGGGCGGCGGCGGAAACAAACCCAUUGUGGAACCUAUAAAAAGAAAGGCACUGAGAUCAUAAAAUACCAGACUGAGUGAGCCUUUCUGCUUUCUGAUCGUAUGCACGGACAGACGGGGCACAUCAGUACUUUGAUGCAACUGGGCAUGCAAGCAUAAACUGGUUGAAUGGCAACUUAAAAAAAGUUCGCGAAAAACUUCACUUUACAUAUUUCUUGCAACUUCAGCCCUCACUUGAGUUAACGUAAAAAGAUUUAGGAGUAUUCUUUUUUAUAACCACGGAAAGGAGUCUGAUAUAAAAUUGUCAAUUUAGAUUCUCACCUCACCGUUCAGUGUGGGUGCAAAAUCUGUUUUUACGUUUGAAAGGUAACAUCAGGAACAAUCAGAAUUUUCUUGCAUUUUUAUCCUGUGUUUCUACGAUUCAGCUGAUUUGAAAUGUUGCUCCCGACGUGCACGCGCCUGUUCUGCCUGUGGCUCCUGCUGGCGGCGGUGCUGAGACUGGGAAGUCUUCAAAACUCUGACGACUCCAGAUCGAAGGUGAACGCUAUCAAGUCAAGUCUGACAAGUCAGGAUCCGACUCAGGCCAGCAACAACCGCUCCGCUGUUUUUCACUCAGCGUUUCAUAGCAAGAAAGGCGCCGCUGUUGGGCAGGUGUAUCCCUGUAGCAAUGAUAAGGAAUGCAGCAUUGGAAGCUUUUGCCACAGUCCUCAGAAGGGUCCCACGAGAUGCUUGGCUUGUAGGAGAAAGAAGAAACGUUGCAACAGAAACAGCAUGUGCUGCCCAGGAAAUCACUGCAGCAAUGGUAUCUGUAUUGCAAAUUCGGAAAGUAUUCUGACUGCUCACAUUCCUAUUAUAGAUGGUCAUAACAAAAAGAAUGGGCAGCUUACCACCAGAGAUAUGGGGUGGCAAAACAUAGGAAAAACACAAUCAAAGUUACCGCACGUAAAAGGACAUGAAGGAGAUUCUUGCCUUCGCUCCUCUGACUGUGCAGAAGGCUUCUGCUGCGCUCGCCAUUUCUGGACCAAGAUCUGCAAGCCAGUUCUUCAGCAGGGGGAGGUGUGCACAAAACAAAGGAAAAAAGGGUCACAUGGUCUUGAGAUUUUCCAGCGGUGUGACUGCGCCAAGGGACUUUCUUGUAAAAUCUGGAAAGACGCCACUUCUUCCUCAAAAUCGAGACUCCAUGUGUGUCAGAAAAUAUAACAGAAGAUAAAUCCUGCUUUGAAAAUGUGAAAUACAAGUAUUUACUUUACAGAGUCCUAUAAAGACUUUUCAAUGACACUAAAGUAUGAACAUGGAUAAUAGAAGGAAUCCAAAUGGUCUACUCUACGUGGCAAUAAAUGUACUAAUAAAUGUAACGUAGAUUUGGUACCCUGUCAAAAGACUUUUUUUUAUUGUGACAUGAUCUACAGUAUAAUGAGGAUAAAUGUAGCUGCCUUGGUGUAAGACAAUACUUUUAAAUGCAAAUUCUGUCUUACAGAAAAGGAGAAAAUAACUGCAUCGAGUAUGUAAAUCAGUUGUUUUUCAUGCAUUUUUACUGUUAGUCUUUCCUUAUGUGUUGACAUUUAAUAGAGACACCUAGUUAUUCACCAGAGAUUAUUGCAGAAUAGACAAACUAAAAGGAAAUAAAAACACUACAACUGAAAUCUGUUUGCAAUUUUCAUAAGGUAGCAGAAAGCUCAUUCCUCAUUUUGUAGAGUGAAGCUAUGGAAUCAGUUGUUUUAAUGUAAACUGAGGGUAAUCUGUUACAAUAAUUUAAAAAAAUGAUUCAGUUUAAAGUGCAAAAACAAGAUGAAUUUCACUUAUUUCAUUUAUUCACAGAGUACUUUUCAAGCGAUAUGCACAAAGUGCUUUCCAAUGACAGAACAAAAAGGUAUAAAAAAGAAUAACUUAAAUAAAGAACCAUUGCAAUAUUUCAUAUAAAAUGGUAUAAAAAAUGUACAUCAGCAUAUACAACAUAUCCCAUUUUAAAGUUAACCAUUUAUCCAGACAAUUUUGUAAAUUAUAUUUAAGCUGGGUAAUGCUUCUUAAAUGACACAAAAAGAGCACUGAGUGAUGCAAUAUCUUAAAGAUUAAAGGACAGGUAGGGUACGAAUGACCAACACUGCAAAAGUGACCCUAUUGGGCAGGGAUAAAGAAUGUUGGCAAGCAUCUGAAGGAAAAAGAAAUUUAUUUAAGUAGACAUCAUCAUAUAACCUUGAGAAGAAUUCCACUUUGAGGAAUUCACUUAGCAAGUAAAGCUGGUAGGUUUUUUGCAUACAUUACUGCAAGGUGUAAUACAUGAGGAAACGUCUCAUUUGAUAGCAAACAUUUAAAUGUAGCACUAUCACUCUUUUGAAGAAAGAAAGAAAGAAAGAAAGAAAGAAAGAAAGAAAGAAAGAAAGAAAGAAAGAAAGAAAGAAAGAAAGAAAGAAAGAAAGAAAGAAAGAAAGAAAGAAAUGGAAUAGUUCACUAUAUUCAACUUAGCCAUUUUGAAAGCUACUUCCUUGAAAUUUCAGAGCUAUAUUGAAAAAUAUUCUUUUACAUACAAACUAAUGACACUGUGCAAUGCACAUAUGUUUUAUACUAAUAUUUUACAUUUACAAUGAUCUCAUGCAGCAUUUAAUAAUUUAUUCUUCUUCAUAACUUACAUGGCUCCCACAUUAUUUCUACCAUACUGUGGUACUUUUUAGUCAUUCUCUCUGCAAUUUUACUACUUGCAUUAACCUGUCAUACAUUGUGUGUAGAGGCAUUAUUUUCCCCAGCUGAAAUGCAAACCUACAAAAAGCGACAAAUAUUUUGUUGGACGAAACUUAGCAUUUUUUACAAAAAUAUUAUAUAUACAAUUUUAAAUUUAUUUUGUAUGAUAUGUUGAAAAGAUUACCAUUCAUUUACUUUCUGCCUUUGUUGGAAUUUAACUGGCUUAUUCAAAUUGAAAGUGUUUUUAUUGUAAAUAAAAUGUCCACUAUUGCCAGUGUAUUUAUGGAAAAAGAGUAUAUUGUGUAUAGAUUUGCACUUGCAUUUUAUUGUUACUUGGAGAGAGCUGAUGAAGUUUGGUAUACCUUCUCUGUGGAUUGCUUUGAUUUGUGCAGUGUUUCUUAAUGAAGGUGAAAAGGCAGUCCUGCCGGAUAUAUGAAUAUGGAAGAACUCACACUAAUGAUAAUUUGCAAAUUGAAUUUAACCUUGCCAGAUUUUUUCUUCCACAUUGAAAUGGAAUGCUGCUCACUACUUAUAGAAAUAACAUUUCAAAUCUGCCUCCACUUCUUGCAAACAGUUAAUGUCUCACAUUUCACUUCUGUGCAUGUUGUGCUCUUAUAGGUCAUAUUUUUCAUUAGGGAAACCAAAAAAGCAUGCUGAGUAAUACCAGUUUGGCAAAUACACAAUCAGUACUGGACUGGUAUUUAAACACAAGAGAAGGAUAUGGAAGGAUGUAACUAUUGCCAUGUAUAUAGAAAAGUUGUAAAUUCCCUCCAACACCUUUAUUUUGACUAUCGGCAUUUUGUUAGAAAAUCGCCAACUCUAGAGCUGUUAAUAUUUUACGAUUAUUUUAUUUUUGUUUAUUUGCUUCUGUUAAGACUGAAUAAAAGUUUCCUUAUUUUGUA
Molecule: messenger RNA, 3590 nt
Organism: Erpetoichthys calabaricus (reedfish)
Lineage: Eukaryota; Metazoa; Chordata; Cladistia; Polypteriformes; Polypteridae
Gene: dkk2
Product: dickkopf WNT signaling pathway inhibitor 2
Exons: 4
Coding region: 448-1212 (254 amino acids)
Biological process (GO): multicellular organism development; negative regulation of canonical Wnt signaling pathway
Cellular component (GO): extracellular region
Molecular function (GO): co-receptor binding; receptor antagonist activity
Source: RefSeq, a predicted model, not a curated record